This is a messenger RNA of Mytilus trossulus (common blue mussel), 1497 nucleotides long. RefSeq names its product putative ankyrin repeat protein RF_0381. Gene Ontology annotation, molecular function: protein binding. The record is from RefSeq and is a predicted model, not a curated record. NCBI's taxonomy places the organism in Eukaryota, Metazoa, Mollusca, Bivalvia, Mytilida, Mytilidae. The transcript has 4 exons. The coding region runs from base 170 to 1477 and encodes 435 amino acids.
UUGAUCAUUCCAACACUCUCUGAUUCGUUUACUCGAAAGAAAUGGAAGUAAUUUAAAAAAAGAAAGAAGUAAUGUAGGGUAAAGGAUUAAUGAAACGACAUAGACAAUGCUUAGUGGAGAUUCUCAAAAUGUGUGAUUUCAAAUUCAAACGCAUGUUUGUAUAAACAAAAUGGAAGAUCUAUCAAGUCGAUUGUACUAUUCUGUGGUCGAUGACAAUGCUAAUGAACUUCGGAGACUUAUAGAAAAUGGAGCCGAUGUGAAUCAGAUUUUCGAAGAUUCUGAUAGAAUCAGUACAAAAACUAUUUUACAUAUCGCAAGUGAAAAAGGGAGACUAGAUUGUGUGAAAGUUCUUCUGGAAAAUGGUGCCUCGGUUAAUGUUCGAGAUCCAUGGGGUAGUACGCCACUUAGAUUCUGCAUAAACGCAGAAAAUGAAAAAAUAGCUGAACUUUUGAUUAGACAAGACAAUGACAUUGCCGAUUCCAAGGACAAAUAUGGAAAAUCGGUUUUACAUGCUGCAGUAGAAGAAGGGUCAGAAAAGUUUGUGAAUCUGUUUCUUCGCAAUGGCGCUGAUGUUGAUAUAACCACAGACGUCGGGGUAACUCCUCUGAUGACAUUGAUGACGACGAAAGGACUUGAUAAUUACUUUGUCAUCAUGAAAAUACUAGUUAAUGCAGGUGCUGAUAUCCAUGCUCAUGAUUUUAGAGAUAGAAGAACAGCAUUGCAUCUAGCUGCUAUCACAAAGAAGGUAGAUGCGGUCGAACUGUUGCUUAAUCUCAAAGCUGAUCCAAAUGAACUGGAUAAAGGUUUAAAAAGCCCACUAACCAACUUAAUGUGUCAUCAUAUUUCACUGAGAGGUCGAACAAUUGCGGACAUACAAGAUGACGUCAUGACUAUAGUUGUUCUCUUGACUCAAGCAGGAUCCAAUUUGAACAAUAAUAAGACAGAAUUCGCAAGUCCUUUGAUAGUAGCAGUUUAUCUGAAAUGUUCACAAUUGGUACGCUUUUUUCUUGAUAGUGGUGCAAAUGUCGAUCUCAAAUUGCCUUUUUCUGGAGUGACGCCACUUUUGAUUGCUGUAAAGCAAAACGACAUCGAUUCUAUAAAAGCGUUGAUAGAUUGGAAUUGCCGACUUGAUAUCGUUGGAAGAUGUCGUAUUCGUGGAGAUGACCAUGAACUUGAUCCAUUUGAACUUGCCAUCGACCAAGCAUGUUGGGAUAUUGUUGAAAUGCUGUUGUUGGCUGGAUAUAAUACGUCUAAACAUUUGUAUCUUCGAGAUUUCGAUUCUGAUGCUGUUAGUCCAUGUACUUUGAAAGAUAAUCCUGAUAUGUUGAAUGUAUUACGGUUGACUGCUUCGAAAACCAACACGUUAAUGAAAUGUUGCGCAUUAGCGAUUAACAAAGCUUUAAAAUCAAACAUUUCAUGCAAAAUAGAUGCACUACCUCUGCCUAUUAGUAUAAGAGAUUACCUAAAAAAUCAAUGAUAACUACAUAUAUAUAUAUG